This is a messenger RNA of Linum trigynum, 3755 nucleotides long. The record is from the annotation of a GenBank genome assembly. Lineage: Eukaryota; Viridiplantae; Streptophyta; Magnoliopsida; Malpighiales; Linaceae.
CUAAGGCAUUACACGGCCGUGUACUGCUGGCCGUGCUUUUUAUGCCGAGAGCAAAUUCAGUUUGGCCAAUUCAACUGCAAACACGGGCACCGAAGCACGGCCGUGUUCCACCAAAGCACGGCCGUGUCCAACGCGAAGCACGGCCGUGUUUAACCCACUUGUUGGCCGUGUAAUUAAGCCCUGGCCGAGACACGGGCGGAGUCAGGCAAAGCACGGCCGUGCCCUCGACCGUGCUUUGGCCACUGAUGUUUUUAAGCAGAUUUCAGCCACAAUUCAAGGGGAUUCGAGUUUUUGAGAGAGAGAUCAGUUCCUAGAGAGAGAAAGUGAUGAGCAAGAGUUCCCAAGUGCCCUAGAUUGAUCUUCAACACCAUUGGAGGCCAGCUUGAGCUUGGAGAAGUGCCAAUCAACGUCCAGAAGCAGGAAUCCAUCCUUCGCAGUAUGAAUUCCGUGUCUGAAUCUGCUUUUGCUUUCUUCUCUAUGGAGUAGUUCUCCCAUUCAUCUGGGUAUGUAGAACCCUAGAUUUGUAUGUUAGGCUUUGAUUGUAUGAACCCAAGUACUGAUUCUAUGAUUGAUUAUAUUCGAUUGAGGUUUUAAUGAUUGAAUGACUUGAAUCCUGAUUAAAUUCCUGUUGUUUCUGCUUUGACCUAGAAUGAGAAUAUCUGCCUAGGUUAAUAGAGUAUCCUUGAUUGAAGGUAGGGAGUUGGUGACUUUAGUCGAGGAGCCAACUCACUAUUCUGUACCGGAUUUACUCCGGUAGUGGAGGUUUUGUUCUUAGGGCCUCAAUCUGUCUACUCCGGUGGAGGUUAGUCGCCCGCUAGAGAUUCAGAUUGAGAGGGUCUGAAGACCUUUAGUCGAGACUUCAGACUGUUUAAGAACCUUCCGCAGUAUAACUAUCAUAGAAACUGAACUUGGUAAUUACAAUCCGGCUUAACUGCAGUCUAGGGGGAACCAUAUCCGGGUGACCUCUCUUAACCUGAAUACAACAGUUUACUUGCUUUGUUAGUUUGUUAGUUUAGACUUGCAUUCCAGUUUCAUUGCUAGAUAACAAGAAUUCACUGAGUAGUCAUCACAUCUAGGACCCGGGUUGAUAAUUAAACCCAAACCCGCUAUACUACGCUUUAGGAAGUGGUUACACUUGGCCAAUUCCUGGAGUGACAGUAGAGUCGAGUCAGUCUAUUCCUAUUCCGACUCGUUUCUCGCAGGCACAGGGUAAUCCGUUGUAGGAUCGGGCUAUGGACGAUGAGAUUGAUGCGCUCCAUGCCAACCAUAGGUGGGAUUUCGUUCCCCGACCUCCGCCGAGGUUCCUAUUGUCGGUAGUAGGUGGGUAUAUACCCUCAAGAUUAAACCAGAUGGCACUCUUGAUAGAUCUAAGGCUCGCAUGGUUGCCCAGGGCUUCACUCUGGAGUAUGGUAAUGAUUUAACCGAGACCUUUGCUCCAGUUGCCAAGAUGGUUACCGUUCACUCCUUGUUGGCAGUUGCUUCUCUUCGCAGUUGGCCUCUCUAUCAGCUGGAUGUGAAGAACGCCUUCUUGCAUGGUGAUCUGCAGGAGACAGUUUACAUGGAAUGUCCCCCAGAUUAUGCUCUGGGUUCUCCUGAUAAGGUCUGUCUGCUUCGUCGCUCCUUUUAUGGUCUCAAACAGGCUCCUCGUGCCUGGUUUAGGAAGUUUCAACAUACGGUUCUUGAGCUUGGUUUUCAGCAGAGUCUUAAUGAUCUGUCCUUGUUCACUCGUCGUACAUCUCGUGGUCUGGUUGUUUUGAUACUUUAUGUCGAUGAUAUGUCGUUACUGGUGAUGAUCCGGAGGGUAUUGAGGCUCUGACUAGUGGUCUCCGCAGAUCUUUUAAUCUUAAGGAGCUUGGCGAGUUAUCAUACUUUCUUGGUCUGGAGGUUCAACAAGUUCGGGGAGGCAUUCUUCUUAAUCAGCGCAGGUAAAUUAUUGUUCUUCUUAACUCAGCUAAAUAUAGUGAUUGUAUCCGGUUUCCACUCCCAUGGAGACUAAUCUGAAGUUGGGACGUGAAUCUGGUGAAUUCUUACCUGACGGGGGGAGGCAAUAUCGCAGUAUUGUGGGUCCUUGAUAUAUUUGACUUCCACUCGUCCAGAUAUUGCGUAUGCAGUACAAAUUGUCAGCCAGUUUAUGUCAGCUCCUCGAACUGCUCACCUUGAUGCAGUGCAUAGACUGCUUUGUUACCUGCAGGGGACAAAGGAGAUUGGCUUGUUCUUGCCAUCGACCGGUAGCUUUCAACUCGAGGCUUUCUACGAUGCUGAUUAUGCUGGGUGUGUGGAUACUCGACGUUCUACUACAGCCUGGUGUAUUCGUCUCGGUGAUUCCUUUAUCUCUUGGCGGUGUAAGAAGCAAGAUAGAGUCUCCAAGUCUUCUACAGAGGCUGAGUAUCGAGCUAUGUCGGAUGUCACAUCAGAGCUAGAAUGGUUACAGCGCCUACUUGGUCAAUUGGGUGUCGACUGUCUGCUUCCUAUGCAGAUUUAUGUUGAUAACACUAGUGCGAUUCAGAUAGCUACUAAUCCGGUGCUCCAUGAUCGGACGAAGCAUAUAGAGGUUCAUCUGCACUAUAUUCGGGGCUUGGUCAGUGAUGGGACAGUUCGUCUCUCCUAUGUCACGUUAGAAGAUCAGAUUGCAGAUUUGUUGACUAAAGUAUUUACAGCCGGUCUUCAUUCUUAUCUUGCUGGCAAAUUGAUGAUGAGAAAUCUUCAUCAAUUUGGGGGAGGCUGUUGAGUUAUGGGUUUUGGCCCAUGCACGUAUGAUCAGGCCCAUACGUAGCAUAGGGGCUCUCGGCCUAUUAGGGUUAGGGAAGCCAAGUAUAUAUUUAUGUAUAUGCAUGUUAUUGUUGAGCAUAAUAAUAUACGAGACUCCGCUUCCUCCCGUGGACUAGUCUUGCUCACACCGAGCAAGGAAACCACGUUAAAUUCUGUGUCGUGUUCCAUUUCGAUCUUGUUCUUCGUUUCGUUUCUUCGUUUCGAUUAACACGUCAUAACAAAGAUGUUUGGCUCCAAAGCAUUUGAAUUUAAGUUCCAACUGUUGUAGUGUUGUUGUGUCAUUUUGGUGAUUUACAUUUCGGGCACUUUAGUUUGUUUAGUAGAACAUUUGAAUCAUAAACGUGGGUUGGUGCAAUUUGUUUGGCAACUUAAUGCUGAGUUUUAGUGAGGUGGUUAGCUGAAUUUUAGGGUUAGUUGGUCAAUAAACUUGUCAAUGUCCGUGAUUGAGUUUUACAUUGUGGUAUCAGAGUCCAAGCAAGUUGUAACAAAAGUUUGAGUAAUAUGAGAGAGUAUUUGAGAGAGAGAUCUGCAAAUUAGUAUAGAUAAGGGUUUGGGAAACACGAGUGUGAUCUUGUAGGGGUGGGCAACGGGACGGGACAGGAAACCCGUCCCGUUUGUAACGGGUACCCGGUCCCGUUUAGAGACCAAGGUUCAUCCCAUAUCCCAAACCCUUAAGGGUUAACGGGUACCCAUUACCCGUACGGGACGGAUAACGGGUACCCGUUAUACCUGUUUAUACCCGUUUGUACUUGAGGAAAAUAUAACAUCAAUAACUUGAGGCACAAUAUAUCUCCUGGAAAAAUAACAUUUACAAUGCUACAACCUGCUGCUGCUGCCCCAACAGUAGGUUAUGUACCUCUUAUGGUGCAUGUUUCUAUGGCUAUUCCAGAUAACAAUCUCCAGCAUCUACGGCUAACAACCAGCCGAACCCCCACAUAACUCAUCAGUCUUUCUUAGCUUCUCGAACAUAAAAACAAUUAAGCAAA